AACAAAUACAAGGAGGACCACCAGUGCCGUGCCUAGAGUAUUAGGGGUCUAAGGCAAAAUUGUCCAAUUUUUUAUUAUAGGUAAUAAUAUAAAUUCUAAUACUAGUCUAAUAAUAAUUUUUAAUACAACAUCUAAAUAAAAGUUGGUAUUUUGUUAUUUUAGAUUUUGAAGUUAUUUUAUAAAAGGAAAAUUAUAGAAAGUGCCAGUGGAAAUAUAAUACUUUUGAUGGGAAAAAAUAUAUAUCUAACUUUUAAACUGAUAAAAAAAACUUCAACGUACAAAAAAAAAGGAAAAAACUUGUGUCCACGACAAUAAGUGAAACCAGAAGAAAAAGUUCGAAUUAUUAGAAGAAAACAUAGGUUUUCUUUUACAGUAAGACACUAAUUAUAUUAUCAUUUUGCUAAUGACUACAAAAAUGGGGCCCCUAAAUUUCCUAAAACAAGUGGGGCCUGAGGCUAAUGCCUCAAAACUUAUACCAUUGGCACGCCUCUGAGGACCACCAUCUAUACGGCUUAACUAUGGAGACGUGUCUAACAUACAUCGGCUUAGUAGCAUGCAUGUGGUCCGAAUCUAAAAAGAGAGCACAAGACUCGUGUGUUCGACUCUGAGUCUCACGUACACGUUUGUACACAACAAAGUUCGAACCAAAUCAGCAAAGCCUUUCUGUUAAGUUUCAGUUCUCUUUAUUGUAGCUUUUAUAUACAUUUCACGCUACAUCCAACGGCUAUUAUUCGUUAGAUCUUGUUGUUAUCGUCUAAUUAUUCACCAUUGACUCUAUUCUCUCUAAACUAUAUAUGGGUCAUAGCUUAAGCCUUUAGAAAACCAUAAUGUUAAUUUAGUUCCAAAAUAUAUUCUGACGCAAAGUAAGAUCGUGCAACAAAAACCUAGGGGAAUAUUUAAGGUUUUUAAAAGGGUUUAAUAUGUUUAUAUAAAGAUGAUCGAUCGACCCACGUAUAUGACCUAUCUAAUUAACAUCUUUUUGUUAACAUCAACAAAAAUAUACUUUUGUAGUUAACGUAUAUUUAGUUUAACAUAUAAUAGAUAUAGGGGAUGCUAGUUGUUUUCUUCAUUAAUUUAUUUUUCUUGCAAAGUUGUCACAUAGCAAGCAAGGGAUAUUUUAUCAGAUAAUAUAUGUAUAGCUAUAUGCAUAUCGACGAUAUAUUCUUUUACAAUUCGUGGAUGAUCACUAAUAUACUUAAGUAAUGAGCUUGUUGUAUAUAUAUAGAUUUUGGAUUCGAAUUAGAUAAUGUAUAAAUAAUAUGUACAUGUUGGAUUGGAUCAUCCAAAAACAUAUAUACCUAAUACCAUACUCCUUUGAGUUGUGCUUGUGUGCUAAAUCAAAGGUAUUAAUUCUUAUUUUAUUUGUAUUUGUAUUUUGAUAAAGGUGAAAAGGUGAAAAAAAUAGACGUAAGGAAGUGAAACUGCCUCGUGCAUAUGAGAAAAAGGACGUGAGACAACUAAAGGUAAAAGGUAAGUGAGAGUCACCGAAGAGUCAUGCCAUCUCCAUGUGUUCACAUUCCACUUUAUCAUUUAUCUCCAUCGUUUCUACAUUAUUGUCUCCAUAUUUUGAUCAACUACGUUCUUUUCUUCUAAGAACCUUCAAUUGCUUGACUGCAACAGAAAAUGCAGUCCUCUUUUGCAAUUAUAUAUGAAUAUAUGAUACUUAACAAUUAGGCCAAAUAUGAAAAUGUAAAAUAAAAGUCCAGAUCAGUCUAGGCAAAAAAGAAUCUCUACCAUCAACUAGACAAGUAAUUAGUAAUUUUGUAUUCGCCAAUAUUGUAUUCUUGGGAAAAAAACAAUCAUAAGUUUGUUGAGUUUGUGUGCCUGACAUGGGUCCAAGUUUGUGAAAUCUUACUUGUAUAUUAAUUUAAUCCAUUAACUAGUACCACCUGCAUUUAUCUAUUAUACACAAGCACAAACAUGACACAUAACAUAAAUAUUUAGUAUUAUGUAAACUAUAAAAUAUGCGUUAUUAAAGAAAUUACAACAUGAUAAUUUGAUUAGUUGGAGAAGACCAAUGCGCUUAAAGAUAUUUUAUGUCUUGUGUUGAGGCAUACUUAUAUAUCUUUCUUAUAGUAACUACAUGUAAUUAGUUAAUCCAAGUAGCGUGUGUUCAAAAAAAAAAAAAAAAAAAAAUAAUCCAACUAGCUUCUUUUGAGUUUUGUUAAUCCAACUAGUUUCUUUUGAAUUUACAUGAUGGCUAUAAAGUUAUAAGAAUAUUAACAAAGUUCCCAUUUUAUUAUUCACAUAUGUCUAGUUCAUAUAUACACUUUCCACAUAUAAAAUCAUUUAAACUGAAGAAUAAUGAUUUUAAAUAUUUUUUUUUGUUCUUACUAAUCAUUUCCAAUUUCCUCCUAUAUAACCUUGACAUAUCUCCACUUACUAUCAUAUUCACCAACUCCAUCUUUCUCUCUUCUAACAAUAAACCCUAAUAACUCCAAAAAUGGAAGCCACCAUCUUCAAGAAAACAAGGAGCUCAUCAUCAACCCUAGCGAUGCAUAAACAGUCAUACUCAAUAACCAAAACAAAGCCAAAGAUCCGUAUAAUUCAUAUAUAUGCACCUGAGAUCAUCAAGACCGACGUUGCCAACUUCAGAGAGCUCGUCCAAAGCCUCACAGGCAAACCAGAAGACCAUGGCGUUUCCAAAACAAAACCAAGAAGAGGUACUCGUGGUCAAGUCCAAGACAUGAUCAACAUGGAGAAGCUAAGAGAAGCCGAGCGUUGUGAUGAUCAAGGGUUCUGCUCAAACUCAGAGAUGGAAGAGAUGUCGAUGACUUGGCAUGGUGGUAAUAACUGUGGUGAGAGCUCAGGAGGGUUCUUGAAUGGUUUUGGAGAUUUUGGAGGGUUUAUUCAAGAACUUGGUGAAUUCCCCUAUUUGCCCUUGUCUUCCAUGGAUGCUUCUGCUUCUUCUAACUCGUCUUCUUCCUCGCAUUUACAUGGUGGAUCAAUUUUCUCAGAUUCUCAUCACCAAUUCUAAUUCUUGUCUCUUGACAAAAGAGUUUUUUUCUUUCUUUAUAAAUGGUGUCUAUUAUUUUCUUUAUUAGAUUUUUGUGGAAAUAAAUUUUAUUUGUAUUUGUUUAGUACAGUUAAUUGAAAAUAAAUUUUAUUUGUAUUUGUUUAGUACAAUUAAUUGAUUUUAUGUAAAGCUUAAACUCCUUUUAGUUUCA
Molecule: messenger RNA, 3167 nt
Organism: Brassica napus (rape)
Lineage: Eukaryota; Viridiplantae; Streptophyta; Magnoliopsida; Brassicales; Brassicaceae
Product: VQ motif-containing protein 25
Exons: 1
Coding region: 2444-2977 (177 amino acids)
Cellular component (GO): nucleus
Source: RefSeq, a predicted model, not a curated record